Molecule: messenger RNA, 17039 nt
Organism: Orcinus orca (killer whale)
Lineage: Eukaryota; Metazoa; Chordata; Mammalia; Artiodactyla; Delphinidae
Product: putative testis-specific Y-encoded-like protein 3
Exons: 1
Coding region: 286-1350 (354 amino acids)
Biological process (GO): nucleosome assembly
Cellular component (GO): nucleus; chromatin
Molecular function (GO): histone binding; chromatin binding
Source: RefSeq, a predicted model, not a curated record
CCCAGUUCUGUCUGGGCGCCCGCAGUCGCAUCCCCACCGGGCAGCCCCCUGCCACUCCACCAGGCGCCUAGUCCCAAGACAGCCGGGGAACCCUUGCGAAUCACAUCCGUAAAAGCGUCGGGGCGCAAGGGGCGGGGCGAGCCCCGUAGGAGAAAAUCGGGCCUCCCUGCCUACUACCCGCGGUCCCGCUGGGGUCGCUGCCAGCCAUCCAGCCGCCCCUCUCGCUGAACCCGCAGUAUCGCCCGCGCGCCCCGAGCCCCUCCAGGCCAGAGGCUCCCGCAGGUGAUGGCGGACGAGGGUGCGGGGGGCCUGGAAACCGCCGCGCGCCCGGUCACCGCGUCUGGGGCCCAAGAGGCUGGGGGACGCGGGUAUCCCGACCCCGCAGCCCGCCCAGGGACCAUCCUACCUUCCCCGGGGGGCCGGGAAGCGGCCUCCGCGGCCACUGGCCUGAGCCCAGAAAACGGCCUUUUCGGGGACGGGGGCCCAGAAACCUGUGGCGCAGAAGGGUGGGAGGCUCGGGCUGGAGCCGGCGGGAAGGCAGAGGAAGUGACGACUAGGGAGGGCGCCAUCUUCAUGGAGGAGGCGGAACGGGAGGUGGGGAAGCAGCCUGUGGGAGAGGAGAUGGAGGUGGCCGAGAAGCUGGUGCGGGGGGAGAAGCUGGAGGUGGGAGCGGAGGCGCAGCAAGGCCCGGGGCCCCUGAACUUUGGUGGCCCAGUUGUGGACCCGCUGGAAGCCAUCCAGUGGGAGCUGGAGGCCGUGAGUGCCCAGGCAGGCAGGGCCUACCUGCGGCUGGAGCGCAGGUUUGGGCGCAUGCACCGGUUGCACCUAGCCCGAAGGAGCUUCAUCAUCCAGAAUAUUCCUGGCUUCUGGGUCACCACCUUCCUGAACCACCCGCAGCUGUCAGCCAUGAUCAGCCCCCGAGGCGAAGACAUGCUCUGCUACCUGAUGAAUUUGGAAGUGAGGGAGCACAGGCACGCCAGGACGGCCUGCAAGUUCAAGUUCAGUUUUUGGAGCAACCCCUACUUCCGGAACAAGGUGAUAGUGAAGAAGUAUGAGUGCAGAUCCUUAGGCCGGGUGGUGUCAAUUGCAAGUUGCAUUUGCUGGCACUGGGGCCAGGAACCUCCAACUCUGGUACACAGGAACCGGGACACCAUCCACAGCUUCUUCAGCUGGUUCUCAAAGCACAGCCUCCCGGAGGCCGACAGGGUUGCCCAGAUUAUUAAAGAGGACCUGUGGCCCAACCCCCUGCAGUACUACCUGCUCUGGGAUAGGCCCCACAGAGCCAGGCAAGGCCUAGCAAGGUGGCCCACAGAGGCCCCACCUAGGCCCUAUGGGUUCCAGUCUGGCUAAGUCCUGCCCUGGGACCUGGCCCCUACACAAGACUCCUUUCUGCCUCCUGGGGACCUGGGCUUAGGCCAGCCAUGGCACUCUGCUGUCUGCUUUCUGUUCCAUGCACUCUGACCCCUUUGGACUUCAGUGGACUCAGCUCCGAGAUUGUGGCCUUCAUGGCCACGCUCUUCUGUUUCCAUGUAGGCUCCAUGCAUCACAUGACUGUCACAUGCCACAGUGUCUACCCAAGCACCCAGCGCUGUGGACAGGUACUACCAUCAUCUUCAUGGACCUGGACCUGUCUUUGAUCAUGGCCUUCCACCCAUUUUUUUUUUUUUUUUGCGGUACGCGGGCCUCUCACUGUUGUGGCCUCUCCCGUUGCGGAACACAGGCUCCGGACACGCAGGCUCAGUGGCCAUGGCUCACAGACCCAGCCGCUCCGCAGCAUGUGGGAUCUUCCUGGACUGGGGCACGAACCCGCGUCCCCUGCAUCAACAGGCGGACUCUCAACCACUGCGCCACCAGGGAAGCCCCACCACCCAUUUUUUACAUGGGCACCCACAGGUCAUCACUAGGAGGACCAGUGCCUCUUUGAGGCCUACUCCUUCAAGGCCACAGCAUGCCAGGCUUCGUACUUAUGCUGACCCCACACCUGUCUGUGGCAAGCUGAGUCUUGUCACCCAAGAGGAAGUGGGUGCAUUUGGUCAGCCAGACUUGGACAUUCCAGGACCUCAGGACCACAGGCCAGGCUAAUGGACUGUUGGGCAUCUAGCAGAAUGGGCAUGGGGUGAGGUCAAGGACAUGAAGCAGUGGGCAGUGCAUUCUUUGUGAUCACACUGCUCUUCUUACCCCUGUGUUGGUCCUACCUCCCGACCUGCUACUGACUUUUGAAGGUCUGUGUCCUACCUGUGUGUGGUCAUCGCCCUUUUCAUGAGUUUCACCCAGGUUGCCAGCGACCUUGUUGCCUGCUCCCAGGUCUAUAAGGACCUCAAGAACUGCCUGUGAACCCAGGUGGGCCACCUGCCAAUGCACAAGAGCUCCCCAAACCCCAGGAACUCUGCCACGCUGGCAUAUCUGGGCAUGCACUUAACGCAGGGGCAGUAAUGGAGUCCCUUCCAGAAGCCUACCUUCCUGAGCUCCAGUCACUGGACUCACACAGAACCCAACUCCCUUCUCUCCACUUGUUUUUAGGCGGCCAGCUUGGGGGUGCUGGAGAGGGGGUGUUUCUGGUCGUGAGGCCUUUCUCCACCUGCCGAGAUCUCGCGUUUGUUUUUAUUUUCUUUAAAGUGAUAGCUCAGAAACAAGAUAACUGAAGAAGCAAGGUUUUUUACAAACAGCUGAGGAGACAGGCUUUCUUGUUGAAUUUGCCUCUCCGAUUGUCUCCAGAGAGGGAGGGUUGUCCUCUAGCUUGGCGGAGCUCUCUUUGCCCCCUCUGCUCCAGUGCCCUGUCCCCCUCAGCAACGGGGGACAGCACAGGGCCCCUGAGCAGAGACACCAGGAGCUCUGGGCCCGCAGGGAUAGCACAUUGUUUUGUUUCAUGCUGUGUUCUUGGAGACUAACUUUAGCUCCAACUCUACUUUCUUCUCCUUUCGCCGGGUCCAAACCCUCAUGGGAUCCUGUUAGUACAGGAGCUUAGCCGUGCCCCACUCCUGAGACCCCCUAAGACAGUUUUUUUGGGCUGUCUCCAUCUCAUUUUGGGGGAAUGACCAUACCCAGGUCUCUUCCCAUGGAAGGGCUUCUCUUCUGCUCCCGAGGACCUGGGGAGACCUUAACACAAAAUAAAGGUGGGGGGGCUGCUCUCGGCAGGGGCGUGCAAGAGAAGUUGGAGCCAGCUGGGAAGACAGGGAUGGAGGAGGGCCUGCAAGGUGCAGGGAGGGGAGCCCCCGAAUCUUCUUAACUUUUUUGAUUCACCAACUGACCUUUUAAUUUUUUAAUAUUUUUUUCCUUUUAUUUUUUAAAAUUUCUUUUUAUUUGAUUAUUCCAGUUUCUAAAAAUUUUGAUGGUCAACCCUAUUGAGGAAAUUUGUAGAUUUUUUUAAACAUCUUUAUUGCAGUAUAAUUGCUUUACAAUGGUGUGUUAGUUUCUGCUUUAUAACAAAGUGAAUCAGCUAUACAUAUACAUAUAUCCCCAUAUCCCCUCCCUCUUGUGCCUCCCUCCCACCCUCCCUAUCCCACCCCUCUAGGUGGUCACAAAGCACCGAGCUGAUCUCCCUGUGCUAUGCAGCUGCUUCCCACUAGCUAUCUAGUGGGAUAUAUAUGUCCACGCCACUCUCUCACUUCGUCCCAGCUUACCAUUCCCACUCCCUGUGUCCUCAAGUCCAUUCUCUACGUCUGCGUGUAGAUUUUUUUUUUUAAUUAAUUUUUAUUGGAGUAUGGUUGCUUUACACUGUUGUGUUAGCCUCCACUGCACAACAAAAUGAAUCAGCCAUACACAUACAGAUAUCCCCUCCCUUUUGGACUUCCCUCCCAUUUAGGUUACCACAGUGCAUUAGGUAAGAGUUCCCUGUGCUAUACUGUGUGUCCCCAUCAGUUGUCUAUUUUAUACAUAGUAUCAAUAAUGUAUAUGUGCCAAUCCCAGUCUCCCAAUUCCUCCCACCCCACCCCUUUCCCCCUUGGUGUCCAUACGUUUGUUCUCUACGUCUGUGUCUCUAUUUCUGCUUUGCAGAUAAGAUCAUCUAUACCAUUUUUCUAGAUUCCACAUAUAUGUGUUAUUAUACGAUAUUUGCUUUUCCCUUUCUGACUUACUUUACUCUGUAUAACACUCUCUAGGUCCAUCCAUGACUCUACAAAUGAUCCAUUUUUAUUCCUUUUUAUGGCUGAGUAAUAUUCCAUUGUAUAUAUGUACCACAUCUUUAUCCAUUCCUCUGUUGAUGGACAUUUAGGUUGCUUCCAUGCCCUGGCUAUUGUAAAUAGUGCUUCAGUGAACAUUGGGAUGCAUGUGUUUUUCUGAAUUAUGGUUUUCUCUGGGUAUAUGCCCAGUGGUAGGAUUGUUGGGUCAUAUAGUAGUUCUAUUUUUAGUUCUUUAAGGAACCUCCAUACUGUUCUCCAUAGUGGCUGUAUCAAUUUACAUUCCUGCCAACAGUGUAUGAGGGUUCCCUUUUCUCCACACCCUCUCCAGCAUUUAUUGUUUGUAGGUUUUUUAAAAUAAAUUUUAAUUAAUUAAUUUUUGGCUGCAUUGGGUCUUCGUUGCUAUGUGCAGGCUUUCUCUAGUUGCAGCGAGCGGGGGCUACUCUUUGUUGUGGUGGGCGGGCUUCUCAUUGCAGUGGCUUCUCUUGUUGCGGAGCAUGGGCUUAGUUGCUCUGUGGCAUGUGGGAUCUUCCCAGACCAGGGCUGGAACCUGUGUCCCCUGCACUGGCAGGUGGAUUCUUAACCACUGUGCCACCAAGGAAGCCCUGUUUGUAGGUUUUUUGAUGAUGGCUGUUCUGACCGGUGUGAGGUGAUACCUCAUUGUAGUUUUGAUUUGCAUUUCUCUAAUAAUUAGUGAUGUUGAGCAUCUUUUCAUGUGUUUGUUAGGUCUUCUGCCCAUUUUUUGAUUGGGUUGUUGGCUUUUUUGAUGUUGAGCUGCAUGAGCUGCUUGUAUAUUUUGGAGUUUAAUCCUUUGUCAGUUGCUUCGUUUGCAAAUAUUUUCUCCCAUUCUGAGGGUUGUCUUUUCAUCUUGUUUUUGGUUUCCUUUGCUGUGCAAAAGCUUUUAAGUUUCACUAGGUCCCAUUUGUUUAUUUUUGUUUUAAUUUUCAUUACUCUAGGAGGUGGCUCAAAAAAGAUGUUGCUGUGAUUUAUGUCGAAGAGUGUUCUGCCUAUGUUUUCCUCUAAGAGUUUUAUAGUGUCUGGCCUUACAUUUAGGUCUUUAACCCAUUUUGAGUUUAUUUUUGAGCAUGGUGUUAGGGAGUGUUCUAAUUUCAUUUUUUUACAUGUAGCUCUCCAGUUUUCCCAGCACCACUUAUUGAAGAGGCUGUCUUUUCUCCAUUGUAUAUUUUUGCUUCCUUUGUCAUAGAUUAGGUGACCAUAGGUGUGUGGGUUUAUCUCUGGGCUUUCUUUUUUUUUUUAAUUAAUUAAUUAAUUUUUACUUUUGGCUGCAUUGAGUCCUCGUUGCUGUGUGCGGGCUUUCUUUUAGUUGCGGUGAGUGGGGGCUAGUCUUUGUUGCGGUGCGUGGGCUUCUUAUUGUGGUGGCUUCUCUUGUUGCGGAACACAGGCUCUAGGUGCGUGGGCUUCAGUAGCUGUGGCACGUGGGCUCAGUAGUUGUGGCUCGUGGGCUCUAGAGUGCAGGCUCAGUAGUUGUGGCACACGGGCUUAGUUGCUCCGUGGCAUGUGGGAUCUUCCCAGACCAGGGCUCGAACCCAUGUCCCCUGCAUUGGCAGGCAGAUUCUUAACUGCAGCACCACCAGGGGAGCCCCUGUCUCUGGGCUUUGUACUAAUUCUGUGAAAGAUGACAUUGGUAAUUUGAUAGGGAUUGCAUUGAAUCUGUAGUUUGCUUUGGGUAGUAGAGUGAUUUUCACAGUAUUGAUUUUUCCAAUCCAAGAACAUGGUAUAUCUUUCCAUCUGUUUGUGUCUUCUUUGAUUUCUUUCAAGAGUGUCUUAUAGUUUUCUGCAUACAGGUCUUUUGCCUCCUUAGGUAGGUUUAUUCCUAGGUAUUUUAUUCUUUUUGUUGCAGUGGUAAAUGGGAUUGUUUCCUUAAUUUCUCUUUCUGCCCUUUCAUUGUUAGUGUACAGGAAUGCAAGAGAUUUCUGUGUAUUAAUUUUGUAUCCUGCAACUUUACCAAAUUCAUUGAUUAGCUCUAGUAGUUUUCUGGUGACAUCUCUUUAAAUUAGAAGAACGCAUAACAGAACACUACAAUUUUAGAGGUUCCCUCAAUCCAGGUAUGACUUUGGGUAUGUAGAAAGUUUAUGCUCUGUUUUACAUUUCCCUGCUUUGUUUGUUUGUUUUUGUUUUGUUUUGUUUUGUUUUGGUCAUGCGGUAUGCAGGAUCUUAGUUCCCCAACCAGGGAUGGAACCCAUGCCCCCUGCAGUGGAAGCAUGGAGUCAUAACCACUGGGCCACCAGGGAAGUCCCUCAUUUCGCUGCUUUUAAGUCAGCCCCGAUGCAUCCCCUUCUGCAUUUCCAUCCACUGGGGAAAUUGAGCUGUCCAGUCCUGCUUGUUGCUUUUAGCUGAGAACAUUUACCAAGAAUAUCAGUGUAAUUUUUCUACACCAUUUGGAAACCUAUGUGGCUAUUCGUGAUUGUUAUUAAGUUGUUGUGGCUGUUAAUAUAACCCUGAACUUAGAAGUAGUUUGAAUAAGGUGGUUUUGUAGGACUUAAGACUAGAAAUUGUUACCAUAUUCUGUGAGGAUAACCUCCGAAAAGAAAUCUGUAACUCUGAUGGUCUUGAUGACCUGUGUCCCAGUGGCGGUGUUGUAAUGACAUCGCUGUAACUGACAUCACUGCUUCUAGACAGAGAAACAGUCAUAAGGUGGCUUUGUCCAAUCAGAAGAGGAUUCAUGGCACUUUGUCUUCUAGUGCUUGAAGAAAAAAUAAAAACUUUUCAGUCUGGGGGGGAAAAAAAACCUCAGAUCAUGUUACUCCCCCAUCCAAAACCCUCCAUUGACAGAAAAAAAAAUCCUAAUUCCUUAUUGUGGCUGACAGAUUCCAGCAUUUUCUGGUCCCUGCCAACAUCUCCCCUCGAUCUUCCUUCGCUUCCCCCAUGCUUGCCUCUAAGCUGCUCAUUAAACACACUAAGCACAUUCCGACCUCAGGGGUUUCGCACUUGCUUUUCUGGCCCCAAACGCUUCUCCCGAGGCCCUUCCUGCCCAGCCUGUCUAAAGUCAUUCUCUGCCCCUCGGCAUUGCUUCUCCCCUUCUCUUCCUGAUUGCCUCCAUGGCACUUGUAACUCUGAAGUGAUCUUCGUUUUCUUCUUUUCCUCUCCCAUCUAACAUGUGUCAGGAGGACAGGGACCUCUCAGUCUGCUGCUUUGCCCCACGUGCACCUCAAAAAUUACUUGUGUGAAAUGAAUGACUUUAGCCAAAUAUGUCAGAGUAUCGUGCUCUGCCCUGCCAACGUGGUUGCUGCCCAAAGGAUUUCAGUUGGGCAGAGAAGUGUGGGGACAAUGAAGGGUGACCAUGUAAUUUGUCCUUAGCUAGAACACGUCUGGGAGUGAAAGGGACACUACUAAUAAUUACACCAGGACAAGAGGCCUAACUGGUACAUAACAGUCACCCCAAAGAGACAGAACCCAGCUAAGUCCAGCUUGGCAUACAGCUCUUCCCAGCUGUGUAUGAUGUGGGAUCAGAGGGUAGAGACUUCUCUGAAGCCAGGACACUGGAGCUGGGCUUUGAAAAAUGGGCGGUAGUUUAGAAAUUGGGCCUGAAAAAGGAAAUUCCUGACAGAGCAAACAGUGUGACCAGAGGCGCUGGGAUAGAAAAUGCAUGAUGUGUUUAGGGCACAACAUGUGCCCUGCGUGUGGCCGCUUGGAAGAGGCAAGCCUAGAUGGGUAGGUUCAGGCCAUUUUCUGGAAACAGGACCUCUGAAUGCAAAGCCAAAGCAUUGUCCUGUAGAUAGUGGGGAGGGCUAUCAGAUGUGGUUCAGAGGUGGGAGAGCUCAUGGGGCAGCUGGAGGCAAGGCAGGGGUCAGUGUCUGCAACUCCCGCUCUCCAGUACCUUCAGUUUGAAUCUUUUCCAUCUAUCCAGGCUGCAGCUCUUCCAGGAAGCCCUCCAUGAUUGCCCAAGCCCACCACAAUCUCUGCCACCUCCCAAGUAGACUGAGAAUCCAAAAUUGGCACACCAGUGCCUGGCUGGGCUGCACCCUCUGGGGUUCUCUUUUGUGCUGUCCCAGAUGCUCCCAGGGGAAUCAGGGUGAGCCGGAAGUGGAGGCGGCCUGGCAAUUCUGGAAGCCAGUGCCGCAUGUGGUUUGCCUGCCCUGCGCCUGGUGUUUGGCAGGUGCACUUUGGCUCCUGCAGCCCAAAUUGGGGCCCAGCUGCAUCCUACAUGUCCUUAGGCCUUUGACAGUGGUGCUUACCCAGACAGGUGCUCACUUGAUCUUUCUGCUGCAUGGCCAACAGCACACCUCCUUCAUGCCGUGACUGGCCUCGGCGGGGGGCCUUGGCAACCGUGGGUCUUGGCGCUCUUCUGGGGCCUGAGUCUCGUCCUCAGAACCCACUCCUGCUUGCUCAUUUAUUCGGGUCCUGAGUCAUUUGUUUAUCCACGCAUCUUAGCGUCCUCUGUACCGGAUGUUGGGGGCGCAAGAUGACUCUAUUCAGGUUUCUGCUCUCAGUGAGCUCAAGAGCCUGAAAACAGUGAUAAUAACCCCUGACGUUUAGUGAACACCUACUGUGUACAGGGAGCUCACGUGGAUACAGCAGCCAGAGUGGUUCUUUAAACCUACGUCGGGUCAUGUCUUUCCUCUGCUCCAAACCCUCCAACGGCUCCAAUCGCACACAAGAGGGAAAGCCAACGUGCUCCUCGUGGCCUGCAAGACCCUCAAGAUCUGACCUUAUCACCUCUCCAACCUCAUCUCCUCCACCUCUCCCUCCAGAUCGCUUUCCAGUGACACCAACUCCUGUUAGUCUUCAAACCUGGCUCAAACCUUUGCUUGCACUUCCCUCACCUGGAACCUUCUUCUCCUGAUAUCUGCACGGCCGACUCCUCGAUUCAUUAAGGUUUCUCAGCUCAUCUGUUACAGUUUCACCUCCUGAGGGAGGCCGUUUUUGACCACCCUUUCCGAAAAACACCCUGACAGUCCUCCUCCCGGUUCUCUGAUUUGGAUUUUGUUAUAGCACUGACAACCCCUUACGUUAGAUUGCAUAUUGAUUUAUUGAUCUGCCGUUUCCUCUGCACUCAUGGGGACUUUGUCUUAUUCACUGCUGAAUACCCCUCACCUAGAGUAGCACCUGGCACAGUUGGGGGCUCAGGAACUCUUUGAGGAAUGAAUGCUUCACACGCUCGAGGUUCAGGAAGCUCUCACAGGUGGGCAAGGGGAAGACGAUCUCUAAGGAUAGGAGCUCUGUAUGGCCCGAAGGCAGCCAUUUUCCAGGCACUCUCUGGAGUUGAGGUGAUGUCUCUGGGCCCAUUCCUGGUCCCUCCUACAGAGAUAUGGCCGCCUGGCUUACACAUGCUCCAAGGGUGGAGGAAGGAGUUCAGGGCGAGGAGGGUCUUCCUGCUCUGGUGUGACAGACACGAGCCUAUGCUCUCAGAGGUCUGCCCUGUUCCGUUGUCCUGGGAAGGAACUUUGGACAAGUUCUUUUCAAUCAGAAUGAAUCUGUCUAGAAACUAUAGCAAUUAGUUGUUACCUAUAACCGCCCUGAUUACAGCUUGGGGGACUUUGAUAUUUUCUCCCAAGGACAUGAUUUCAGCACAGAGAUGCAAGUAUCUCUGAUAUCCGCUUGCCUUUGCUUAGCAGGAGAACUAAAUGCUAACUUGGGCCAGUGAACUUCGAGGCUCCCACCUCACAGGCCCCACCAUCACAGCUGACUCGACCUCAAGGGCAGGGGCUGGGGUGGAGCAGGCACUAGCCGGAAGGCUGAUAGGCCGGCAUGCUCUUGAUUCCCCACUGUGUGGCCUUGGACACAUCCUUUCAUGGCUCUCAGCCCGAGUUUCUCACCUAAAGGAAAACUUGGAAAUUCUUUAGCGGGAGGAAAAAGUCCCUUCAGGUGUCUCCCCCUCCCCAUAAGCCUCCAGCCCUCCAGGUGGCCGGCUCAGUGACAAUGCCUUUGGUUGCAUCUAACAGAAACUCUAAUUGACUUAAACAAGAGAUUUUUUUCCCCUUACGUGAACAUCCAGAGGUCAGGUGGGCUUUGGGGCUGUUUGAAUCAGCAGCUCAAUGAUGUCUGCAAAGACUUGGGCCUUCUUCUCUGAUCUGCCAUCCUUCCUGUUGGUUCCAUUCUCGGGUUGGUACCAAGAUGGUAGCAGUAGUUCCAAGGGUAACUUCGGGAUAUGGCAACUCCAGAGAAGGCAGAUUGUGUCUUCCCAUGACUUGCUUAAAAUGGAAGAAAACUUUCCCAGAAGCCACUUUAGACUUUCUGGGUUCCGCAUCUAAUCGGCUAGAACUGGGUAACAGGUCUGCUCUUGAAUCAGUUAUCGGUGAGGGGGAACGUGGUACUGUGACUUGCUUGGACCAAACAUCAAGGGUAAACUGGGUGUCUGUCCACAGCGUCCAGUGGGGUGGUUAAGACUGUCAUCUCUAGGAGCUGCAGUUAUAAUUCAGCUCUCCUGUGGGACCCUAAAUAGCACUUUCACCCUACAGUGGCCCUCAGGGUUAGAAGGUGCAGACUUCUGGGCUAGCACACGUUCAAUCGCACAGUUUCUGGGCCUAGAGCAUUCUUAGGUGCAGCCAGGUCACUGCCAAGCUUAGAUUGCCAGGAAUUAGGCCCUUUAGACUCACCCUUCAUGGAUGAGGAGGGAGUAACCGAUCGAGCAGCUACCAUGAGUGAUCCUUCCAUGUAACAGGACUCACACAGCCCUUCAGAGACCCCGUGAUCUUACAGGUUAAAAAAGGGAGCAGCAAAGACUUCUGUUUUUAGCCGAGAUGAAAUAACAGGUAAGAUUUAUCCUCCCACCUGAAACUACCAGAAAAACUAAAUAUAUGAAACAGUGGUUUUCAAGCCUUUGGACAUUGAUCAAUAAAGGACAGUAAUCCCAGACAGAUGGGAAACAAGUGAGGGAAGUUCUAUGACUGCCUAGCUCACUUCCUUGAGCGAGUUUUCAGGCUGCAGCAUAAGGGGGGGGACUGAAGUGGGGCCGAGUGCCCUCCCUGAGGUGGCGCUGGGAGUCUGGAGACCAAUGUAACAAGGGUUCAGAAAUGGGCAAAAGAUCUGAACGGACAUUUUCCCAAAGAAGACAAACAGGUGGCCAACAGGUACAUGAAAAGAUGCUCAAUAUCAUUAAUCAUCAGGAAUAUGCAAGUCCAAAACCACAAUGAGAUAUCACUUCACACCUGUUAGAAUGGCUAUUAUCAAAAAGACAAGAAAUAUUGGUGAGGAUGUGGAGAAAAGGGAAACUUUGUGCACUGUUGGUAGGAAUGUAAAUUGGCGCAGCCACUAUGGAAAACAAUAUGGAGGUUCCUCAAAAAAUGAAAAAUAGAACUACCAUACGAUCCAGCAGUUCUACUUCUGGGUAUUUAUCUAAAGAAGAUGAAAACACUAACUCAAAAAGAUGCACCCCUAUGUUCCCUGCAGCAUUAUUUACAAUAGCCAAGAUACGGAAACAACCUAAGUGUCCAUCGAUGGGUGAAGAGAUGAAGAAAUUGUGGUAUAUACACACAAUGGAAUAUUAUCCAGCCAUAAAAAAUGAAACCACCAUUUGCAACAAUAUGGUUGGACACUGAGGACGUUAUGCUAAGUGAAAUAAGAGAAAGACAAGUACCAUGUGAUCUCUCUUGUAGGUGGAAUCUAAAAAAAGAAAAACAACAAACUCAUAGAUACAGAGAACAGAUUGGUGGUUGCCAGAGGUGCAGGGGGUGGGAGAAAUGGGUAAAGGGGAUUAAAAGGUAAAAAGAAAAAGGGGGAGAGAAGGGGAGGGGAGAUGAGUGAGAGAGAGAGAGAGAGAGAGUUCUCAGAAUACCAGAGAGCCAGAGAGAGCUGUGCAAGGAGAAACCCCUGGAGCUCUGCAUAGGGUCCCCUGAAGUAUUCAUUAGCAUACUGAUCAGCACAAGUGUGCGAGGAAACUACCUGAGGCCAAGUAAAGAACCAACAGGAAGAAUGAAAGGGAAUAGUCCUUAGUGCUCACAUGAGUGGGGAAUAGUGUCUAUUCCCACCAGCCAUGGCACUGGGGAGAAUGUCAUGGUAUAUACGGAAGAAUACUCAGAAAGGUCUUGCCUCGAUAAUGGCCAAUAAUUAGCCCUAGAAAAAGCACUGCUCUGAAAUUGCCUAAAAAAAUCUAUGAGUAAGACCCAAAAGGAUUAAACUGUUUCCAAGUAACUUAACUGUCCCAGAACGAAGCUCAAGAGGAUUUACAGGAUUACAAAAAUAUCCAGCCCCUAACAAGGUGAAACUCACAACGUCUGGCAUUCAAUCAAAGACCGUCAAGCCUAUAAAGUGGCAGGCAAUAUGAUCCACAAUGAGGAAAAUAAGCAAUGAAAACCAACCCACAACUGAAAUAGAUGUUCAAAUGAGCAGAUAGAGGCUUUCCUCCUGUCGCAGUGGUUUAGAAUCCACCUGCCGAAUCCAGGGGACACAGGUUCAGAGUAACCCUAACCUAACACAAGCCACAACUAGACCUGGUGCAGCCAAAAUAAAUAAAUAUUUUAAAAUAAUAAUAAAAAAAUUUUUAUUUGCAGAUCAAAUGAUAUUCUACAUAAAAAACCCUAAAGAUUCCACAAAAAACUGUUAGAACUAAUCAAUGAAUUCAGUAAAGUUGCAGGAUAUAAUCACAAUACAAAUAAUACAAUAAUACAAAAAUCUGCUGUGUGUCUAUACACUAAUAUCAAAAAAUCACAAGGAGAAAUUAAGAAAACAAUCCCAUUUACAACUGCAUCAAAUAUAACAAAAUACCUAGGAAUAGAUUUUUUUUUACAUCUUUAUUGGAGUAUAAUUGCUUUACAAUGGUGUGUUAGUUUCUGCUUUAUAACAAAGUGAAUCAGUUAUACAUAUACAUAUGUUCCCAUAUCUCUUCCCUCUUGCGUCUCCCUCCCUCCCACCCUCCCUAACCCACCCCUCCAGGCGGUCACAAACCACCAAGCUGAUCUCCCUGUGCUAUGCGGCUGCUUCCCACUAGCUAUCUACCUUACGUUUGGUAGUGUAUAUAUAUAAAAAAUUUUUUUUUAAAUUUUAAAAAAUGGGUAAGGACCUAAAUAGACAUUUCUCCAAAGAAGAUAUACAAAUAGCCAAUAAGCACUGAAAAGAUGCUCAACAUCACUAAUUAUUAGGUAAAUGCAAAUCAAAACCACAAGAUACCACUUCACAUUCACUAGGAUUGACGGGUAUUUUCUUUUUUUAAAACAAAUUUAUAUAUUUAUUUAUUUUUGGUUGCAUUGGGUCUUCGUUGCUGUGCGCAGGCUUUCUCUAGUUGCAGCAAGUGGGGGCUACUCUUUGUUGCAGUGCGUGGACUUCUCAUCGUGGUGGCUUGUUGCAGAGCAUGGGCUCUAGGUGCGUGGGCUUCAGUAGUUGUGGCAUGCGGGCUCAGUAGUUGUGGCUCGCGGGCUCUAGAGCGCAGGCUCAGUAGUUGUGGCGCACGGGCUUAGUUGCUCCGCGGCAUGUGGGAUCUUCCCGGACCAGGGCUCGAACCCGUGUCCCCUGCAUUGGCAGGCGGAUUCUUAACCACUGCACUACCAGGGAAGUCCCAGGAUGGGUAUUUUCAAAAAACAGAAAAUAACAACUAUUGGUGAGAAUGUAAAGAAACUGAAAUUUUCAUGCAUAGCUGGUGGGAAUGUAAAUGAUACAGUCACUGUGGAUAACAGGAUGGUGGCUUCUCAAAAAAAUUAAACAUACAAUUACCAUAAGAUCCAGCAAUUCCACUCCUAGGUAUAUACCCAAAAUAACUGAAAGCAGGGACUUGAACAGAUAUUUGUACACCAGUGUCUACAACAGCAUUAUCCACAAUAGCCCAAAGGUAAAAACAACCCAAAUGUCCACUGGUGGGUUAAUGGAUAAGCAAAAUGUAGUAUAUACAUACAAUGGGAUAUUAAACCUUAAAGGAGUGAAAUUCUGACAGAUGCUACAAUGUGAAUGAACCUUGAAGACAUAGUAAGUAAAAUAAGCCAGACACAAAAGGACAAAUACGUCCUGAUCCCACCAGAGUAGUCAAGUUCAUAGAGGCAGAAAGUAGAAUAGUGGUUACCAGGGGCUGGGGGGAGAAAAGAACGGGGAGUUAGUGUUUAAUGCAUAAACAGAGUUUCAGUUUGGGAUGAUGAAAAAGUUCUGGAGAUGGCUGGUGACCACACAUUUGUUGCACAAAUUAUGUUGCACAAUUUGUGAGUCUACUUAAUGCUUCUGAAUUGUACACUUUAAAACAGUUAAAGUGGUAAAUUUUAUGUAUACUUUACACAAUAAAAAGUUAGGUAGAAAUAUAUAAAAAGAAAAGACCUAAAUCAAAUUGCUAGAGGUGAAAAAGACGAUGUCUGAGAUGAAAACCACUGGAUUAGUGGCAGAGUAGACAUGGUACAAGAUUAGUGAACUUAAAGGAACAGUAAUAGAAACUAUCCAAAGUGAAACACAGAAAAAAGAAUUAAUGAAAUGAGCAUCAGUGGAUGGGACAUCAGUGGUGAAACGACUUCAAGUAAUCUAACCUAUGGGUAAUCAGAAUCACAGAGGAAAGUUGGGGGGGGGGAGAAAAAAUAUUUGAAGAAACAGUGACCUAAAAACUUUCCAAUCUUACUGAAAACAAUAAACGCACAGUUCUAAGAAGCUCAAUGUACCCUAAACAUAAGAAAUAUGAAGAAAACUAUACCAAGGCAUCCAUAAUCAAAUAGCUCAAAAACCACUGACAUAGUAAAAGCAGUCAUAGAGAAAAGACUUGUUACAUACGGGGGACAAAGAGAAGGAUAUCAACUCUGUUGUUGGAAGCAACGCAAGCAGUAAGAGAGUAGACUAACAUCUUUAAAGUACUAGGAAACAAAAAAACUUGUCAACCUAGAAUUCUAUACCAGCAAAAAUACCUUUCAAUCACAAAGCUAAAACUGAAAUAUUUUGGACAUACAAAAACUGAAAGGGGACUUCCCUGGGGGUCUAGUGGUUAAGACUCUAUGCUUCCAUUGCAGGGGGCACAGGCUUGAUCCUUGGUUGGGGAACUAAGGUCCUGCAUGCCAUGUGGUGAAAAAAAAAAAAAAAAAAGCUGAAAGAAUUCAUCAUCAGCAGAUCCUCACUACAAGAAAUAUUAAAGGAUAUUAAAGAUGUCUUUUAGGCAGAUGGAAAGUCGUACCAGAUGGAAAUUUGUGUCUACACAAAGGAAUGAAGACCACUGGAAAUAAUAACUACCUGGGUACAUAUGUAAGAUUUUUUCUUAUUACUUAAGCUCUCAAAAGACAACUGUUAAAAAAAAAAGGACAACUGUUUAAAUAAAAAUAGCAACAGUAUAUUGUGGGGUUUAUAACAUAUGUAAAAGUAAAAGAGGAGUGACAAUCAAAAUAUAAAGGCUGGUAAUGGAGAAAUGGAAGUACACUAUUGUAUGGUUCUUAUACUGUAUGUGAAGUGGUAUAAUAUCACUUGAAGGUAGACCGUGACAAGUUAAAGAUAUACACUAGAAACCCUAAAGUAAUUACUGAAAUAUCCAGAAAAAGUUACAGUCAAUAAGCCCAUGAAGGAAAUUAAAAUGCAAAGCAUACUUAAUUUGUCCAAAAGAAGACAGACAAAGAGGAAAAAAGGAUACAACAAAUGGGGAACAUAGAAAACAAAUGGCAAGAUGAAGGACUUCAAAUUAGCCAAAUCAAGAAUCAUAUUAGGGACUUCCCUGGUGGUGCAGUGGUUAAGAAUCUGCCUGCCAGUGGAGGGGACACAGGUUCGAGCCCUAGUCUGGGAAGAAUCCACAUGCCGCAGAGCAACGAAGCCCAUGUGUCACAACCCUGAGCCUGUGCUCUACACAGUUGCUCCACAACUACUGAGCCCGUGUGCCACAACUCCUGAAGCCUGCACACCUAGAGCCUGUGUUCCACAACAAGAGAAGCCAUCGCAAUGAGAAGCCCGUGCACCUCAACAAAGAGUAGCCCCUGUUUGCCACAACUAGAGAAAGCCUGUGUGCAGCAACAAAGACCCAACGCAGCAAGCAAGAAAGAAAGAGAAAGAAAAGAUGAAAGAAAGAAAGAAUCAUAUUAAAUGUAAACGAUUUAAACACUCCAAUUAAAAAGCAGAGAUUGUAAGACUGGAUAAAAAGCAAAACCAAACUAUAUGCUGCCUAUAAGAAACACACUUUAAAUAUAAAAAUACAAAUAGGCUAAAAGUAAAAGAAUGGAAAAAGACAUACUGUGCUAACAUUAGUUAAAAGAAAGUGGGAUUGGCUGUAUUAAUACCAAAGUAGAUUUCUGGGGAUAAAUUCAUCCAAAGAACAACAUGAACCUAACAGAGUUUCAAAAUACAUAAUAGCAAAAACAGAACUGCAAGGGGAAAUAUACAAAUCUACAAUUACAGUUAGAGAUUUCAAUACUCCUCUCUCAAUCACUGGUAAAACAAGCAGGCAGAAAAUAGGCAAGCACAUCAUAGACUUGAAAAACACUAUCAACCAACCUGACCUAAUUGACAUUUAUAUAACACUCCACUCAAAAACAGCUGAAUACUCAUUCAAGUGUAUAUGGAAUAUUUACCAAGACAGACCAUAUUUGGGGCCAUAAAACAAGUCUCAAUAAAUUCAAAAGAAUUCAAGUCAUAUAAAGUCUCUGCCCAUUAUUGUCUCUGUCCACAAUAGAAUUAAAUUAGAAAUCAAUAACAGAAAUAUCCUUGAAAAAAAAUCCCCCAAUAUUUGGACACUAAAUAACAUACUUCUAAAUAACCAUGAAUCAAACAAGUAAUCAAAUGGAAAUUAGAAAGUAUCUUGGACUGAAUGACAAUGAACACACAACAUAUCAGUAUUUCUGGGAUCUUGCUAAAGCAGUAUUUAGGAAGAAAUUUAUGAACACCUAUUUUAGAAAAAAAAAAAGACCUCAAAUAAAUGACCUCAGCUUCCACCUUAAGAAACCAGAAGAGAGCAAAUUAAAGAGAGAUGUCCACUCGCACCAUUCACCACUGUAUUUGAGGCUGUGGCCGGUGCAAGACAACAUGAUCAUCUAUGUAGAAUUCUGAAGGAAUAUACAAAAGACAAAAACAAAACAAAACAAACAACCCCCC